GUGGCACGACUUUUGUGUUUCUUCGAGACGCAUACUCAGCAUUGCGUCGAAGAUGGAAGCGCCAGAGCCGAAUCUAAAGGAACUAUACAAGGAAGCCAGGACCCGACAGGAGGAGCUAGACAGCCUUGACCCUCGAAGCUCCGCCUACAAAGACACUUUACAAUCCAUCAUUGACAAUCUUGGGAGAUGUCGUCAACUGAUUCAACAGCUUUCACUGUUCAGCCCGAACGAGGAAGUCGAAGAUAUCUCCACACAUGACCUACAAUAUCUGACUGUUGACUAUAACCUGGCGGAGAUGAGGACCAAAGCAUACGGCGGCGAUCGACAGUCGUUAUUGAGGGAAUCAUCGGCACUCUUAGAGAGCUUCCUGACCCGGCUGGACCAGUACAGACUACUAAGCCCGUCCGACCACAAGCUUUACGAGCGCUUUCUUGAGCAGCGAAGUGCUUUCAGAAUAGUCUCCUCAACGAACCCCGAAGAGAAGCGCAAAAUCAAAAUUGCACGCUUUCAAGAAGAAAAGUCCUUGAAGCAAAAGCUCGAGUAUCUGAGAAACCAGUCACAAAAGCUCAAUACCGAUGACGAAACUAUCCGACAUCUCUACCUAGCCGAAAUAGCGCUCUCAGUCAACAGAGCCUUCGCAUCAUUAGACAUGAUCACACAGGAACUGGAAAUUCUGUCCCAGAUACGGCAGAUUGAACCGGUCCGAACCGGUCCACCUUCAGAUCAGAGAGAGCCUGCUAGGUCCCAAGGCUAUUCUGAACGUCUAGAUGGUCCUGCUACCAUGGGAGGACUGGGUAAAAGAGGCGGGCCUCUGCUCAGUUCAAGUGGCAAACCGCUCCAGCCUUUCACCCUGACAGACAAACGCACUCAACUUCGACAGGGAGUCUUUCGACCUAGUCACAGCCUUCCCACAAUGAGUAUCGACGAGUAUCUUGAAGAGGAACAACGUAGAGGAGGGAUUAUCGACGGAGGUGGCAAUGCCAAUGCGCCUCAGCCAGAGCCUGAUGAGGACAAUAUGGAGCAAAUUGAUGCUGCCACUAUGAAAGCUCGAGAGUGGGAUGAAUUUGUCGAAGCCAACCCCAAGGGUGCUGGCAAUACUCUAAAUAGAGGGUGAAAGGAUAUGCAAUCGUCCAGGCCGCUUGCUUUACGCGUUCGAAGUAACCGUGUCUUUGCAUCUCAAAAGGUACUUUUCGUUGCGAAAUAUUGGAGGGCCACUCCGCAACGACGAUGGCGAGUU
Molecule: messenger RNA, 1237 nt
Organism: Exophiala xenobiotica
Lineage: Eukaryota; Fungi; Ascomycota; Eurotiomycetes; Chaetothyriales; Herpotrichiellaceae
Exons: 3
Coding region: 53-1114 (353 amino acids)
Biological process (GO): regulation of signal transduction; regulation of dephosphorylation
Cellular component (GO): cytosol
Molecular function (GO): protein phosphatase 2A binding
Source: RefSeq, a predicted model, not a curated record